GUAAAAGCCGUAAGGCGGCAGAGCUGGCCUACCGCUUGGCCAUGCUGCCGGCGGACGUCGUUGACGAGAUCCUGCUCCGCCUUCCUGCCAAGUCCAUCGCUCGCUUCCGUGCCGCCUGCAAGUCGUGGCAUGCUCUCUUCUCCGACCGGGUUUUCCUCCGUGCCCACCACGACCAUGCCUCCCGCGCCGUCCUCCUCCGCAAGCGAUCUGGACCUCGCUCCUCCUACGAGUGGGACGACGACAUCUGCGCGCUCCCCUUCGGCCAACGAGCUGCCACACCGAUCGGCCUCGAGAAAUUACGCCGGCGCUGCCGCUUUCUCCUCCACGGUUGCUGCGACGGCUUACUCCUUCUCUCACAAUCACAUCGUCCCAACUACUCCUUCCUGGUGUACAACCCCACGACCCAGGAGCACGUCCCGCUGCCUCGCGACCUCAACUGGAACCUCGCCGUCGCGGGAUUCUACUUUCACGCGCCCACGGCCGAGUACCGCGUCCUCUGCUACAGAUGCGACCGGACAAAGCGCGUGACCCGGAAACACUACGACUACAGCGUGGCGGCGGUGGGGCGGCCGGAGGUCAGGAGGCUCGCCUCCACGACGUACGGAGGCUACACGAGGUGGAAGAACAACGACGCGCCGGUGAUCCUCCACGGCAGCCUGCACUGGAUGAGGAUGCUCCAUCGGUUGAUCGUGUUCGACACGGUGUCGGAGAGGUUCCGCGGCAUGCGCGGCCCGAUGCAAGAUCGCUGCAUGGUCGGACGGCUCGUCGCCAUGGAUGAUGGGAAGCUAGGCGCGUCGUCUUUUGCGGAAGGCGAGCGGACCGUCGAUGUGUGGGUGCUCCGGGACUACCGCAAGGAGACCAGCUGGACUCUCAGGUACAAGGUGGACGUUGGAUUCAUGGGCGGUAGCUCCGUCAAGUUCAAGUGGCUUGGUAUCGCCCACGUGAGCGAAUCAGGGGAGGCGCUCUUCUACGGAGCGCAGCGGUAUGGGAUGUACAACCUCAGGGAGGGGGAAGUGGUGAAAGCUGGCAGGAAGAUUUUCCUUUUUCCGAAGAAGGACGACAGGAAGAUCGAUGCUCGUCUCUCCGCGACGUGGCACGCCUACCGGGAGAGCCUCGUUUCUCCGGUGCCCAAGGACGUGGGUGCUGAUCCUGGGUUGGAAUUUUAUGUUUCGGGAAAAUUCCGGUAA
Molecule: messenger RNA, 1187 nt
Organism: Lolium perenne
Lineage: Eukaryota; Viridiplantae; Streptophyta; Magnoliopsida; Poales; Poaceae
Product: F-box protein At5g49610-like
Molecular function (GO): protein binding
Source: RefSeq, a predicted model, not a curated record